This is a messenger RNA of Misgurnus anguillicaudatus (oriental weatherfish), 3223 nucleotides long. RefSeq names its product transmembrane protein 170B (gene tmem170b). Gene Ontology annotation, biological process: negative regulation of canonical Wnt signaling pathway. Gene Ontology annotation, cellular component: plasma membrane. The record is from RefSeq and is a predicted model, not a curated record. NCBI's taxonomy places the organism in Eukaryota, Metazoa, Chordata, Actinopteri, Cypriniformes, Cobitidae.
GAGCACUGCGCCUUUAAGAGCCAUGCAGAAGCGCCGGUGUGGCCGGUGUGUGUUCCUGUGUGUGUCAGCCGUACCCAUCAUGGCCACUGAGCAGCAGCUGAUGAGACGGACCCAGCCCGUUAGACACCGGUACCGGUGAGGAGGCUUCAUGCCUCCAUCAUCCUCCUCAUCCUCAGUGAGAUCUCCGAGCAGGAUGACUCGUGGCGGCAGCAUGAAUAAGGAUUACUCCAUUAAUCUGUCGGUGCAGCAAGUGCUCAGUCUCUGGGUCCAGGGCACGGUACCGACCCUACAGCACUUCACAGAGAUGUGGUACUGGGUGUUUCUCUGGUGUCUGUUCUCAUCUCUGUUCGUCCACAGCGCCGUGGGUCUGCUCAUGUGCGUUACGCUUCAGCGUCAUAAGAGAGGACGAUUGAUCACGGUGGUCCUGAUCAGUGUGGGCUUCCUGGCAUCGCUCACAGGAGGAGUUAUCACCAGUGCGGCAGUCGCAGGUGUGUAUCGUGUGGCGGGGAAGGACAUGACACCAUUAGAAGCUCUGGUUUUCGGGGUCGGCCAGACCACAUUCACCGUCAUAAUUUCAUUUUCACGGAUACUGGCCACGCUCUGAAUGGACAGAGUCGCUCACUAAUGCAGCCAACCGGCUCACAGAAGAGGCGGGAUGAGGAUAAAGUGCUUUGAGCCGAGGUGAGUGGCAUUAAACCAGAGAGGGGUGUGUCCUGCGGUGCAUCGGAUUAGCUUUAGGAGUAACUCGUAUACCCUAAACCCUAUUGGUUCAAAUCAGAUGCAAAAACAGCAUGAAGCUGUUUAUAAGCCUUUGUCAGAAACUCAAUCAACGUGCCAAUUGCCUUGAUGGAGAACUACAAUGACGUUUUUGUUUUGUUUUUGCACAUGAAACGCUGCAGCUUUAUUUCCACCACUUGAUGUUGGAGUCGUAGCAAUGCAGUACAGUGGAAAAAUACUGCAACCAUAAUCACAUGGAUGGAUCUAUCUAUCUAUCCUAACCAUUUGGGCGGCCUGAAACAUUCCUGUUUGUAUGGAUGGAUUUUGACUUUGGUCUAACAGUGUUAUCACAUCGUGAUUUUUUUCCACUUUGCACAUUUUUUACAUGGAGGAAGAUGUUUAAUAUGCUUUAAUGGAUCUGAAUGCUGGGGCAGGGCGCUGCUUAACAACACAGACCUUUUAUUAAAAGACGUUAAGACUAAUCUGGUCUCUUUAAACCUAGUUAAUGUAGUUUUAUAUCAUUAUAUUAUGGCCUGUACAUAAUCUGAUUGCUCUACACAGUAAUUCGAGUCUUUAUGUAUAAUCCACAUUACUGUGGCAAUACUAUUACUGCUCAUAUAUGGGGACUUUAAACCUCAGGCCUUAAAAGACGAGAUGCACGUCUCUCAUGAGUCAAGUAUUUGUCGAUACAUCCUGAACUGAUUCUUGCUGCACACUUCUGUGCGUCUCUAUGGGGCUCAAAGCCGCAGUGGUGUUGCGUCACGCCUCAUAAACACAUGUUAGGAUAUCCGGAAAAACACAUUGUACUUGAACUUUCUAAUGCAGAAGUUUACACUGAGGCCAUAAGAAAAUAAUGUGUCUUUGCCAACAGUUUAAAUGUGUGAAGAUUGCACUCGCAAUAAUUUGCCUUUCGUAAGAUUCCCAAUCCAUGAUCCUUAUACCGAACUUUACCAAAACAGUAUCAGCAUCAGAUCUGUGAGUGUUGGUUGAACAGUGUGAAAUGUGACAACAUAAACACUGUGUUUUACCUUACGGCUGCCACUGGCAUUAAUAUUUGCAGCAAAUUAUGCUUUAGUUUGCUUUUGUUUUUUGAACUACUUUCAAUGGGCUCGACAAGACAAUUCGAUUUUUAAACUUCAGCUUUUAAAGUUUUUAUAUACAGUAUUUCAUUCUGAUUUCUAUGAAGUAUAUAUACAUAUACUGUAUAUUGAGGAUGCACCAAUAUUUUGGCCUAUUAUUGGUAUAAGCAGAUUGCCACUAUCGGACAUCGGCGAAUUGUUUAAAAACAGCCAAUGAUGAAGCCAGAUUAUACCUGGCAUUUAAAAGGGGCAUAUAAAAACUCAAACUUGAUAAAAAUGCAGUUCUUUCGUACGCUUGGCGUAAAAUAAUUUAUAAAUAAAAAGCAAAAUGUAUUUACUUUUAGGCAUUUAGUGGCUUUUGCAUUGGAUCCCCUACAUAUAAUUUACAGACCUAUUAGAUCGUGUGAAACCGAUAAACAAUCAUGUUUAAAUCAUACUUGGUUUUAAAUUCUAGUAUUUUAUGCAAGUAUGGCUUGCAAUUUAAUUGCAUGUUUGCAGUCUGAAUCAAUGUCCCCGAGGUAAAAAAUUUUCUCUGUUAAGCAUUACAAAACAGCUUAUUUUAUAUGCAUACAGUAUGUCUGUUUACAGAUGCCAUGUGUGACUGUUGUGUCAAUGCAAAUAACAUCUGCAGGUCAUUUUAACACAUUAAGGGAUUUCAGUCUCUGAUACGCACAAAUGAAUCAGAUUUCUCUGUUUCUUUAAGCCAAAGUAAACCUUAUCUCUUCUUGUUCAGUACUUUUUUAUUGAAUAUAAUUUUUUAAACACUUGUUUAGCUUUUUAUAUUAUGUGUUUUUGUUUGUCAUACUUCACUUAGCACUGAUUCAUGAACCUGUUUUAAGACCUACUGUAUAAAACAGUUUUUAUUAUCAUUUUGUUGAUACUGUGAACGAUUUUCAGAUAUUAUGUAAUGAUGUUACCAUAUUUAUGAGAACGCUGGAUGAUAAUUUCAUUCUUAUGCAACUAACUAAUAGGUUUUCUGGCAGUAUAAGAGGAGCCAGCAGAGGGCGCCAGUGUACUGUGAAUGAGUCUCAUGUAGAAAUGAUUGUAGCUUUGCUCUGCACACUUCUGCAGAUAUGUUGUGUUAUUUAUGAAGACUCACAAAACUCACUUUUAGAAAGUCACUUUAAUUUUUUAUUUUUAAAAAUCAUUUUUAGUUUUUUUUUUUUUCAUUUUUACAAAGACUGCGUUCCAACUUACAUUCAACAAUGCUACUUGUAUUAUUUUGCAGUAUUUACACUAGUAUGUAUCAUGGACAGCAUGCGAGUAUUGUGUAGGCUAUGUAUUGAAAACCCAAAUGAUCAAGAUUUCAAAUGUGCUGUAUACAGUCUAGUGUACUUACGGUGUGCACCUGCAUUGUACAGUCAUUACGUGAUCUUUCAUUUGCAGUGAAUGAAGGAUUCAUAUUUAAUAAAAUCAGCAUUCAGGAA